Messenger RNA from Capsella rubella, 1722 nucleotides. RefSeq lists its product as uncharacterized. NCBI's taxonomy places the organism in Eukaryota, Viridiplantae, Streptophyta, Magnoliopsida, Brassicales, Brassicaceae. Bases 1 to 1722 code for a protein of 573 amino acids. The transcript has 3 exons. The record is from RefSeq and is a predicted model, not a curated record.
AUGAGCGGCGACUCUAGGGUUUCGGAUACGUGCGAGGAGGAUGCGAACAUGACUGAGGCGGGCCGUCCACCAGGGGAUCCGCCGGACGGGAGGGGUGUCUGGGUGCAAAAGGUGGUCGGAAGCAAUGCUGGUGGAAUGCCUAUCCCAGAGGAAGUGGUGCCGCAUGAGUUUGUAAAAACUCAUACGAAGUUGACGUUUCCGGAUGGUUUGAAUGGAGAACCGGUGAUUACGGUUGGUCGUGAGGUGAUGGAGGCGAUGAAUGGUUUAUGGAAGAAGUAUAUGGUUGUGAAGGUGCUGGGAAGGAGUCUGUCUAUCGCGGUGUUAAGUCGGAAGUUGAAGGAGAUGUGGCGUCCACAGGGGGCGAUGGUGGUGACUGACCUUCCGCGCCAGUUUUUUGUGGUCCGGUUUGAGUUUGAAGAGGAGUAUAUGGCGGCGUUAACCGGUGGACCAUGGAAGAUGUUUGGGAGCUAUUUGAUGGUACAAGCCUGGUCACCGGAUUUUGAUCCACUACGUCAUGACAUUGUCACAAUGCCGGUUUGGAUCCGCUUAUCGAAUAUUCCGAUGAACUUGUAUCAUAGUUCCAUUCUGAUGAUCAUAGCGGAAGGGUUGGGGAAGCCUAUUAGAGUGGAUUUGACGACUUUGAAGUUUGAUAGAGCUCGGUUCGCACGGGUUUGUGUGGAGGUGGACUUGUCACAACCUCUGAAAGGGACGGUUUUGAUAAAUGAGGAGCGCUACUACGUCUCUUAUGAAGGUUUGACGAACAUCUGUUCUGGGUGUGGAAUGUAUGGCCAUUUGGUGCACACAUGCCCGCGGAUGAGAGUUGAGGCGGGAAGAGAGGCGAGGCAAACGAGUCCUUCGGAGUCAAGGGAAGUAACCACGGAGGGGGAGAAUAAUACGGGAGUGGGACGUAAAGGUCAGAUCCAUGGUAAUGAUGGUUUCACGGUGAUACGACGGCCAGCACGACGGACAGUAGAGAAGGAGCCGCCGUCUAGGGCAAUGGGAGAGACGGUGACGGGGAAUAGCCAAGAAAGGAAUGUUGGAUCGAUUGGGAAUAUUACGGGUUCCGGGAAUAUUGCCAUUUCUAAUCGUUUUGGUGGAUUGACAGAAGAUGCGGAAGGAAAGGAGAGCGGAGAGGUUAUGGAAACUAAUGAGGAGAAUAAGGAGAAUGAAGAGGUUGGGAAUAUUCCACGGAGUGUGCGUGUAUUCCAAGUUAAGGAAACAAUAUCGUCGGGCAAGGGGUUACGUGCACAAGGAGGAGGAGAGGCGAGGAAGUUAACUGGGCUGCGAAGUGGGAAAGGGGCUGGGCCAAGUAGUAAGGGCCCAAAACAGAAUAAGCCCACGAGGGGGUUAGUCUUUGGACCGGUUCUUUCGAAUAGAGAGAUGCCGAAUCCAGGGAAACGACUUCGGACAGAGGAUGAGUGUACGGGUAGGGCGGGUGGCUCGUUUUCUCCUGUGAGUCGUUCUCAGUCCUCAGCAGAAGCGUUAUUUGAAACACAUGCGGAGGGGGAAAGAGCUGGUCGGAUCUGUCAGAGGUUGGGAUUCGAUCAUUCUUUUCGUGUUGAUGCGACGGGUCAGAGCGGGGGGAUUUGGCUGUUGUGGAGGUCGAGAGUUGGGCAAGUGGAGGUUGUUAACUCGUCGAACCAGUUUAUUUAUGCGAAAGUACGGAAUGGGGACGACUGUACAAAUUUGGUGGCUGUGUAUGCGGCGCCAACAAGUGGAUGA